GGACUAUGCUCACUUCCAAGGAAGGCUGAGUAAAGGAGAGAACAGUUUUCCUUUUCUAAGCUUUUCCUUUGCCUCUGAGAAAGUUUGAGAAGAAAGAAGAAACACUUUUGAUUAGGAGGGAAGUUAGCUAAACAACAGCGGACAAGCAGAGAAUAGCAGGUUGUAUUUAUUUUUAGCGUCUUUUUUGAUUGAAUUGAUAGCACGUGGCAGCAGGCUCUGCCACAGGACUCUGGAGAGUGAGGUCAUUCAGUGAUUUGUUCUUCUUUGGCAUAGCCGUUCCUGUUUAUUCAGACGCUGCACCAAUAAGGAAGCACAAUGGUUGCUGGAAUGGUCAUGCCUCUGGACAACCUGAAGGCCAUCUACGAGCAUCUGUUUCGGGAUGGCGUCAUGGUGGCCAAGAAAGACAAGCGGCCUCAGACCAAGCACCCUGAGAUUCCUGGUGUGGAUAACCUGCAGGUGAUAAGAGCCAUGGGCUCACUGAAGUCCAGGGGAUAUGUGAGAGAGACCUUUGCAUGGAGGCAUUACUACUGGUACCUCACUAACGAAGGGAUUGUCUACUUGCGCGAUUACCUGCAUUUGCCUCCAGAGAUCGUUCCUACUCCGCUGCAGAGAGUACGACGGCCGGCUGCCACUCUGGCCAUCGCCCGCAGGGCGGAACGGGUCCAAGCCGUUCAGGGUCCAAUUUCUUAUGUUCCCAAACCCGGCAAGAUGGAUGCAGAAAUGCAGGAGGCUUUUCUGGAUCGUCAGGAGUACCGUCGCAAAACGGCGAGCAUGGAUGAGGCUGACAUGACUGAAUCCAGUGAGAGAACACCAAGAUUUAGAGGUCGUCCCAUGGCUGGCACUCAGAUCAGACCCAAAGGAUCAUGGGAAUCCAAAGAGCAGCCCAUGCGUUCUGAUGCUCGCGAAUACACAAGAGAGAUGGAACCAAGUGUUAGGAGGAAGGUCGGUAUGCAUUCGGCCUCCCAUAUUCCGCCUGUUGAAAUGCACCAUGCCAAGCCAGUUGAGCAGGAAAAGAUGGCGGAACUCAAGGAAUGCACCAAGACGGCAUUCAUUCAGAAAACAAAAAAGGUUCAUGUGAGCCCAGAUGUGCCAACCAUUACAUCAAAAGUGGGCGCAACAGCGGCGGAAUCCUCUUUGUUUGCUGUCCAUUCUGAAGCAGUCAAAGAAAAGCCCAAACAAGAAGUGUCUAUCAAGGUCUCACAUGAAACAGCUGCUGGUCAAAGCAAAACGGCUAAGGAUGCUCGUCAUCCUACUCCCUCAAAACCAAAGGUUGAGAAAACACAGAAAACCCUUGUGACAAAAAAUGUGCAGGAUGUGCCAGCGGUUUCAUCAGCAGAGGGAACAAUUGCAGUGGAAUCCUCUGUAUUUUCGGUCCAUACUGAAGCAGUCAAAGAAAAGCCAAAAGAAGAAGAAUUUGUCAAGGUCUUCCAGCAAACUACUUCCACUGUUAUAGGUGAUAGCAAAAUAGCUAAAGAUGCUCCUCGACCUACUCCUUCAAAACCAAAGGAGGAGAAAACACAGAAAACUACCAUGGUGAAAAAUGUGCAGGAUGUUUUAGCGACAGUAGAGGCAACAUCAGGCAAAUCCUCUGUGUCAUCUGUUCCUACUGAAGCAGCAAAAGAAAAGCCCAAGGCAGAGGUGUUUAGUAAGGUCUCUACGAAAACCACAUCCACAGUAGCAGAUAAGAGCAACACGGCUAAAGAUGCUCCUCAUCCUACUCCAUCAGAACCAAAGGUGGAGAAAACACAGCUAACCUUGGUGGCAACAAAUGCACAGAAUGUGGCAUCUGUUUCAUCAGCAGUUAAGACAGCUGCAGCUGAAACCUCUACUGAAGCAGUCAAGGAAAAGCCCAAGGAAGAAGUGUGUAUCAAGGUCUCUCAAACUGCACCCAAAACAGAUAAGGAUAGCCAGACAGAUGAUACUUCUCAUCCUGCUCCAUCAAAACCAAAAGCGGAGAAAACACAGAAAACCACAAAGACCAAGAAUGUGCAGGAUAUAUCAAUUGUUUCAUCAACAGUGGGAGCAGCAGCAGUGCAGUCUGCUAUAUUUCCUGUCAUUGCUGAAGAAAAGCCAAAGGAAGAAGUGUCUGUUAUUGUCUCCCAGGAAACCACAUCCAAAAGAGACAGCAAAACAGAUAAGGAUGCUGCUCGUCCUACUCUGUCAAAACCAAGGGUGGAGAAAUCGCAGCAAGCCACUGUGACCAAAAAUGUACAAGAUGUGCCAAUUGUUUCAUCAGCAGUUGAGACAGCUCAAGUCAAAGACAAGCCCAAGGAAGAAGUGUGCAUCUCUCAAACCACACCCACAGGUGAUAGCAAAAUGGAUAAGGAUGCUUCUCAUCUUACUGGAUCAAAAGCAAAAGUAGAGAAAACACAGAAAACCACGAAGACCAAAACGGUUCAGGCUAUACCAACUGUUUCAUCAACAGCAGUGGAAUCCACUGUAUUUUCUCUAUCAGCUGAAGCGGUCAAAGAAAAGCCCAAGGAAGAGGUGUUUAUGAAAAUCUCCCAGGAAACUACAUUCAUAGGAACUGACGAUACCAAAAUUGCUAAGGAUGCUCCUCAUCCUACUCCAACAAAACCAAAGGCGGAGAAAAUACAGAAAACUCAGGUUACAAAGAAUGUGCAGGAUCUGCCAGCUGUUAUAUCAGCAGUGGAGACAACUGCAGUGAAAUCCUCUGUCUCUACUGAAGCAGUCAAAGAAAAGUCCAAGGAGGAACUGUGUGUCAGUGCCUCUCAAGAAAUCACACCCAAAGGUGAUAGCAAAGAGGAUAAGGAUGCACCUCAUCCUGCGCCAGCACAACCAAAAGUGGAGAAAGUGCAGAAAACCACAAAGACCAAAACGGUGCAGGAUAUACCAAACAUUACAUCAACAACAGUGGAAUCCUCUGUAUUUUCUGUCUCGGCUGAAGCGGCCAAUAAAAAGCCCAAGGAGGAGGUGUUUAUGAAAGUCUCCCAGGAAACUACAUUCACAGGAACUGACGAGAGCAAAACGACUAAGGAUGCUCCUCAUCCUACUCUAUCAAAACCGAAUGUUGAGAAAACUAAAACUGUGCAGGAAGUGCCAGCUGUUUCAUCAGCAGUAGAAACAACUGCAGUGAAAUGCUCUAUCUCUACUGAAGCAGUCAAAGAAAAGCCCAAAGAAGAAGUGUGUGUCAGUGUCUCUCAAGAAACCACAUCCAAAGGUGAUAGCAAAGUGGAUAGGGAUGCUCCUCGUCCUACUCCAUCGCAACCAAAAGUGGAGAAAAUUCAGAAAACCACAAAGACCAAAACUGUGCAGGAAAUACCAAAUGUUUUGUCAGUGGUGGAGGCAGCAGCAGUGGAAUCCUCUGUAAUUUCUGUCUCGACUGAAGCGGUCAAAGAAAAGCCCAAGGAAGAGGUGUUUAUUAAAGUCUCCCAGGAAACUACAUUCACAGGAACUGAUGAGAGCAAAACCACUAAGGCUGCUCCUCAUCUUACUCCAUCAAAACCGAAGGCAGACAAAACACAGAAAACUAAAACUGUGCAGGAUGUACCAGCUGUUUCAUCAGCAGUAGAAACAACUGCAGUGAAAUCCUCUGUCUCUACUGAAGCAGUCAAAGAAAAGCCCAAAGAAGAAGUGUGUGUCAGUGUUUCACAAGAAACUACAUCCAAAGAUGAUGGCAAAGAGGAUAAUGAUGCUCCUCAUCCUAUUCUAUCAAAACCAAAAGUGGAGAAAGUGCAGAAAACCACAAAGACCAAAAAUGUGCAGGAUAUACCAAGCAUGGGGACACCAGCAGUGCAAUCCUCUGUAGUUUCUGUCUCUAGUGAAUCAGUCAAAGAAAACCCCACGGAAGAGGUGUGUACUCAUGUCUCUAUAGAAACCACAUCCACAAGUGAUAGCAAAAUGCAUAAGGAUCCUUCUUCAUCAAAACCAAAAGUGGAGAAAACAGAGAAAACCGUGCUGACCAAAAAUGUGCAAGAACAGCCAAUCAAGGACAAAAAAGCAGGCGUCACAAAUGAAACCUCCAUUGCACCACAUGAUGUGCCUGUUGUUCCUGCCGAUGAGACAAAUUCAUCUACCUCUAUUGGCACCCAGGUGCCUGUCAAAUCGCUAGAAUCAGCAACACCACUUGAUUCCCAAAAAACAAAGGACCCCCAAGAAGCAUCUAAAGAUGACAACAUUAAAGUUCAUGAAACGUUGGAGAUUCCUUGUGCCAUUUCCGCUGCUGAGGUCAAGGCAGAGGUUAAAGGUCAAAAGCCUGAACUCAACCCUGAAUCUCAAACCCCAUCUACAGCUACUGAAGUAAAGAUCACCACAGACUCCAGCAAGACUUCAGAAGUAGUUGCUCAAACACCUAAGAAAUUGGGAUCUAAUAUAGAUUCUGAUUCCGUUCAACAAAAGCCAUCACCGGCAAAACUGGCUGAGGAACCUGCAGUCACAGCUGCAAAAGACAGAGAUACAGAGAAUGCCUCAAAGACUUCAAAAGGAAAGAAGAAAAAGCAGAAAUCUGCAAGCAAAACGUCAGCUGUAAAACAAGUCCCACCGCCUACGGCUGAGACAAAGGUGAUAGAGGUAAAGACCGAAAAUGCCAGUCAGGUUGACCCUCUUAAGGUCGAGAGCCCCGAGCAAGUUACAACAAAUGAUUCUGCAAAGACAUCCCCUGAAGGAAUGCACGCUGUGGAGAGCAUGCAGCCAACAGCUGUACAGAAUGAGGCCCCAGCUCACAAAGGGGAGGUGGAGCCUGCUCAGCCUUCGGCUGAAAAACGGGAGGUUCUGAAAGGAAAAACAUCCUCCUCGCAGAGACAGUGGGAAGCACCGGCAGCCUCAGCGUCAGCAGCAGCAGCAGCCUCGGCUCAGCUCACCCCCCUCCCCAAGCAGGGGGAACCUCCCAGUGUUGCACAACACACGCCUGCUCCUGACACACAGCAGAGCGCAGAGAAGCAGAACAGGCUCUCAGAUAGCAAGGCCCCUGUCAUCACUGGACCUCUUCCUGCCGACGAGAAUACCUGUGACGAGGAAACACAGUCCAUAGACGACGCCAUGCGGAAGAAGAUCGUUGUGGUAGAGGAAGUGAUUGAAGUGCAACAGAUUGCCAGUCCUGUUGCGGGCCAACCUGUUACACCUCCAGUGACAGAGAUUGCAGGAGAUGAUUUGGACUAUGAUGUCUUGGAAGAACUGGCCAUAGAGCGUGGCCUCCUGCCGAGUCCCGCUGAAGAGACUUGCUGGGAUCAUUCCCUACAAGAGCCAGAGGACAAAACCUUCCCCAACUUCAUAGAAGAUGAACGGGACAGAGUGCAAAAGAAGACUUUCACAAAAUGGGUGAACAAACACUUAAUAAAGCACCAGAGAGCUGAGACUCAGCGUCAUGUGAAUGACCUGUACGAAGAUCUCCGAGAUGGACAUAACCUGAUCUCUCUUCUGGAGGUCCUCUCCGGGGAGACACUGCCUCGUGAGAGAGGACGCAUGCGAUUCCACAAACUGCAGAAUGUGCAGAUAGCACUGGAUUUCCUCAGACACCGGCAGGUCAAGCUGGUGAAUAUCAGGAACGAUGACAUUGCCGACGGAAACCCGAAGUUGACGUUGGGUCUCAUAUGGACCAUCAUCCUCCACUUCCAGGUCUCCUAUUCUAUUUCAGAUAUUCAGGUGAACGGUCAGUCAGAUGAUAUGUCAGCGAAGGAAAAACUACUCCUCUGGUCUCAACGUAUGGUGGAGGGCUACCAUGGUAUCCGCUGCGAUAACUUUACCACAAGCUGGAGGGACGGAAAACUCUUCAACGCUGUUAUACACAAACACGAGCCCAGGCUUGUCGACAUGGGGAAGGUGUACCGCCAGACCAACCUGGAGAACCUGGAACAGGCUUUUUCAGUGGCAGAGCGAGAACUUGGGGUCACACGACUGCUCGACCCAGAGGAUGUGGAUGUGCCUCAUCCUGAUGAGAAGUCCAUCAUCACCUAUGUGUCCUCCCUGUACGACGCUAUGCCUCGUAUCCCAGACGUCCAGGAUGGCGUCAAAGCCAGUGAUCUGGAGCUGCGCUGGCAGGAGUAUUACGAGCUGGUGACCGUUCUUCUCCAGUGGAUCAGACAUCACAUACUCAUCUUUGAGGAGAGGAAGUUUCCCAGCAGCUACGAGGAGGUCGAGCUUCUGUGGCGUCAGUUUCUGAAAUUUAAAGAAACAGAGCUUCCCCCCAAAGAGUCGGACAAGAGCCACUCCACACACCUCUACCAGUCCUUUGAGAGUGCGGUUCACGCUGGUCAGGUUAAGGUUCCACCUGGUUACCAUCCCAUUGACGUUGAGAAGGAAUGGGGACGUCUACAUGUGGCCAUUCUGGAACGGGAGAGACUGCUCAGAAUAGAGUUUGAGAGGUUAGAACGUCUCCAGCAGAUCGUCAGUAAAGUCCAGAUGGAAUCAGGCAUGUGUGAGGAACAGCUCAACCAGACUGAGUCUCUACUGCAGACGGAUAUCCGUCUCCUGAGUGCCGGGAAACCAGCCCAGCACACCGUCGAGGUGGAGAGGGAUCUGGACAAAGCCGACGGCAUGAUCCGGCUCCUCUUCAACGACGUUCAGCUGCUCAAAGACGGGCGCCACCUGCAGGCGGAGCAGAUGUACCGCAGGGUCUACCGUUUACACGAGCGCUUGGUGAACUUGCGCAGUGACUACAAUCUAAGGCUCAAGUCCAGCAUCAGCACUGCCUCUCACGUCUCCAUCACACACAUUUCCCAGAAGCCUGUGCAGCGCGUGCGGCCCGAGCUCGAUGAGGUUACCCUUCGUUACGCGCAGGACCUGUUAGCCUGGGUGGAGGAGAACCAGCGCCGGAUCGAUACGGCCGAGUGGGGAAUCGAUCUUCCCUCUGUCGAAUCUCAGCUGGGCAGCCACAGAGGACUUCACCAAACCAUUGAGGACUUCAAGGCCAAGAUUGAGCGUGCACGAGCAGAUGAGAACCAGCUCUCACCCACUAGUAAAGGCACAUACAGAGAUUAUCUGGGCAAACUGGAUCUGCAGUACAACAAACUGCUGAACUCCUCCAAGUCCCGUAUGAGAAAUCUUGACCAGCUGUAUAACUUCGUCAGCGCCGCCACCAAAGAACUGAUGUGGCUUAAUGACAAAGAGGAAGAGGAGGUCAACUACGACUGGAGCGAACGCAACACCAACAUGGCUGCAAAGAAAGAGAACUACUCAGGACUCAUGCGAGAACUGGAACUUAGAGAGAAGAAGAUCAAUGACAUCCAGGCCACUGGAGACCGACUCAUUAAAGAUGGACAUCCAGGCAAGAAGACUGUUGAGGCCUUCACCGCAGCUCUGCAGACGCAGUGGAGCUGGAUCCUCCAGGUGUGCUGUUGCAUUGAAACUCAUCUCAAAGAGAACACUGCAUACUUCCAGUUCUUUGCUGAUGUGAGAGAUGCUGAGGAGAGGAUAAAGAAGAUGCAGGAGACCAUGAAGAAGAAGUACAUGUGUGACCGCACCACCACUGCCACUCGCCUGGAGGACUUACUCCAGGAUGCUGUUGAGGAAAGAGAGCAGCUGAACGAGUUCAAGUCUGACAUCGCCAGCCUGAACAAGAGAGCCAAAUCCAUCAUCCAACUGAAGCCGCGCGACCCAACCACCCCCUUCAAAGGCAAACUGCCCAUCCAGGCCGUGUGUGACUUCAAACAGAUGGAGAUCACCAUGCAUAAGGGCGACGAGUGCGCGCUCAUCAAUAACUCACAGCCCUUCAAGUGGAAGGUUCUGAACCGCUCAGGAAAUGAGGCCAUUGUGCCAUCAAUCUGCUUCCUGGUGCCGCCCGUCAACAAGGAGGCUGUGGAUGGCGUGUCCAGUCUGGAGGCCAGUCACCAGCAGACUCUGACUUUGUGGCAGAAACUUCAUGUCGACCUUAGAAGUCUGCUGUCCUGGCAAUACCUGAUGAAAGACAUCAAUCUCAUCCGCUCCUGGAACAUCACUAUGUUCAAGACAAUGAAGCCGGACGAGUACCAGUUGAUGCUGAGGAACCUUCAGCUGCACUAUCAGGACUUCCUCAAGGACAGCCAGGACUCAAAGCUUUUCGACAUCAGUGAAAACAUGCAGAUCGAGAGGGACUAUAAGGAGACCACACAGCAUUACGACAACCUGAUCCGCACUCUGGAGAAAGGAGCAGCUGUCAGAGCACAGGGUGAGCAGGAUGAAUCCACAUGCAAGUCAUACAUCACCCAAAUCAAAAACCUGCGCCUGCAGAUCGAAGAUUGCGAGUCUCGUACGGUGGCCCGUAUCCGACAACCUGUGGAUAAAGAUCCGCUCAGAGACUGCAUUCAGAAGACUGCCGAUCAGAGAAAAGUGCAAAUGGAGCUGGACGGAAUUAAGAAGAACCUGGACAGAGUGUCUCAGAAAGCUGAGGAGAUCCUGUCCUCGCCGGAGCAGUCCAGCACUCCAGUCCUGCGCUCAGAGCUGGACAUCACUCUGCAGAAGAUGGACCAAACCUACAACCUGUCUUCAGUCUACUUGGAGAAACUUAAGACAAUAGAAAUUGUGAUCCGGAACACACAAGGAGCUGAAGAUGUGGUGAAGAAAUAUGAGAAUCGCCUGCGUGAGGUUCACACAGUUCCUACAAACGUCCAUGAGGUGGACAACUACUGUUCAGAGCUCAAGCGAAUGCGUUCGGAGGCAGAAAACCAGCGGCCCGUGUUUGAUGACAUGGAGAGCGAGCUGGCCAAGGCCACGGCGGUCAGCCAGCGCAUGGUUCAGAUUCACACCGAACGCGACGCUGAGCUUGAUCACUACCGGCAGCUCCUGGGCAGCCUGCAGGACCGCUGGCGCGCCGUCUUCGCCCAGAUCGACCUGCGUCAGCGCGAGCUGGAGCAGCUGGGCCGGCAGCUGGGCUACUACAGGGAGAGCUACGACUGGCUCAUCCGCUGGAUCGCAGACGCCAAACAGCGGCAGGAGAAGAUUCAGGCCGUGCCUAUAAUCGACAGCAAGACGCUCAAAGAACAACUGGCACAGGAGAAGAAACUGCUUGAAGAGAUUGAGAAAAACAAAGAGAAAGUUGAUGAGUGCCAGAAAUAUGCCAAAGCUUACAUCGAUACCAUUAAGGACUACGAACUUCAGUUGGUUGCCUACAAAGCUCAGGUUGAACCUUUGACCUCUCCUUUGAAGAAAACCAAGAUGGAGUCUGCCUCUGAUAACAUCAUUCAGGAGUAUGUGACUCUGAGAACCCGCUAUAGUGAACUGAUGACGUUGACCAGUCAGUACAUCAAGUUCAUCACAGACACGCAGCGGCGCAUCGAGGAAGAGGAGAUGGCGAAUGCUCAGCAAGAGCAAAUUAAACAGGAAAAAACAAUUCUCCAGCAGACAUUUAUGUCAGAAAAGGAGAUGUUGUUGAAGAAGGAAAAACAAAUUGAGGAUGAAAAGAAGAGGCUAGAGAGCCAAUUUGAAGAAGAGGUCAGAAAGUCAAAAGCCCUUAAAGAUGAGCAGGAACGCCAAAGAAAACAAAUGGAGGAUGAAAAGAUGAAACUGAAGGCCACUAUGGAUGCUGCUCUGAUAAAACAGAAAGAGGCUGAACAAGAGAUGCUCAACAAGCAGAGAGAAAUGCAAGAACUUGAGAGGAAAAGGCUUGAACAAGAAAGAAUUCUUGCUGAUGAAAACCAGAAACUGCGUGAGAAACUUCAGGAGCUUGAGGUUGCUCAAAAAAUCACCCAGGAGAUUCACAUCCAGACAGAAUGCAAAAAAGUCCUCAAUGGUCAAAGUAUUUCUGAAGAAGUUGACAGUUUCUCUCCAUUAUCCUUCGAUGGCAUUCGUGAGAAGGUGCCUGCAAGUCGACUUUACGAAGUAGGACUUUUAAGCAAAAUGGAUUAUGAUAAGCUCCAGAGUGGUGAUACCACAAUUGAAGAACUCAGCAAGUCAGACAAACUUAAAACAGUUCUUAAGGGCAAGAACUGCAUUGGUGGCCUGCUUGUUCAUCCGAAUCAAAAAAUGCCCAUCUAUCAAGCCGUCAAGGAGAAGAAGAUUGCUCCUGGGACAGGGCUAGUGCUGCUGGAGGCACAGGCUGCUUCUGGUUACAUCAUAGACCCGGUUAAAAACAAGAAACUCUCUGUCAAUGAGGCAGUUAAAGAGGGUCUAAUUGGACCUGAACUUCACAACAAGAUGCUGUCUGCAGAGAGAGCUGUUACUGGCUACAAGGAUCCAUACACAGAGGCAAAGAUCUCCCUCUUUGAAGCUAUGAAGAAGGGUCUCAUUGGGGAGGAUCAUGCCAUCAGGUUGCUCGAGGCUCAGAUAGCAACAGGUGGUAUCAUUGAUCCGGUCAACAGUCAUCGCGUACCGAAUGAAGUAGCCUAUAAGCAGGGCCAGUUCGAUGCAGCCACCAAUAAAGCCCUACAAAAUCCAACAGAUGAUGUCAAGGGAUUCUAUGAUCCAAACACCCAAGAAAAUCUGAUGUACCAACAACUAAUAGAAAGGUGUGUCACUGAUCCAGGAACAGGACUUCUACUUUUGCCCAUUUCUGAGGAGGCUGCUCAAAAUGCCAGGAUAUUCACAGAUGAGGAAACAAGAGAUGUGUUUGACAAAACAACUGUGUCUGUGCCGUUUGGCCGCUUUAAAGGAAAGACUGUGACCAUCUGGGAGAUUAUAAACUCUGAGUACUUCAGCGAUGAUCAGAGAAAAGACCUUAUCCGCCAGUACAAAACGGGAAAAAUUACAGUUGAAAAGAUCAUCAAAAUCGUUCUAUCUGUGGCAGAGGAAAAAGAGAAGAAGAAUGAGCUUGCCUUUGAUGGCCUGAGAGCACCUGUACCUGCUGCAAAACUUCUUGAAUCAAAAGUUAUUGACAAAGACCUCUAUAACAAGUUGCAGAAAGGACAACUGCUGGUAAAAGACGUGUCUGAGAUGGAGCAUGUGCGCAAUGCCUUGAAAGGCACCAACUGCAUUGCGGGAGUACUUAUUGACUCAACCAAACAAACAAUGUCCUUUUAUGAUGCUAUGAAAAGAGACAUGAUGAGACCUGGGCCUGCCCUUCAUCUCUUGGAAGCACAAGCUGCCACAGGAUAUGUCGUAGAUCCUGUUAAAAACCAGAAACUCACAGUAGAUGAGGCUGUCAAAGCAGGUGUUGUCGGUCCAGAACUUCAUGAGAAACUACUGUCUGCAGAGAGAGCUGUCACAGGCUAUAAAGAUCCUUACACUGGAAAAACUGUUUCUCUGUUUGAGGCUAUGAAGAAAGAUCUGAUCAUGAAGGACCAAGGAAUUCGUCUGCUUGAUGCACAACUAGCAACCGGAGGCAUCAUUGAUCCUGUUCAAAGUCACCGUAUUCCACAUGACAUUGCCUGCAUGAAGGGCUGCUUUGAUGAUGCAACCCGCAAGUUUUUGAGCAGCCCAACUGAUGAAGUUAAGGGAUACUUUGACCCAAACACUCAGGAAUAUAUCACAUAUCCACAGCUUUACAAACGAUGUGUCACUGACAAAAAGACUGGCCUUCAGCUUCUGCCACUGUCUGAACAAGCCAUCAAUGCCAAAGAGGAGAUGAAGUACACUGAUGCCCAGACCAAAGACGCAAUGACUCAGGCAACUGUUGAAGUUCAGAGUGGACCUUUCAAAGGGAGAAAACUUACCUUAUGGGAGCUCAUUCACUCUGACUAUCUCACUGAAGAGCAAAGGCUUGACUUAAUAAAGCAAUACAGAUCUGGGAAAAUUUCAAUUGAGAAGAUUAUAAAGAUUGUAAUGGAAAUUGUCACUAAGAAAGAUGCCAAGAAACAAGAAGAGGGCUGCUUUAAGGGACUUAGGGCACCAGUUCCGCCUAAGUCAUUAUUUGACUCCAAAAUCAUUGACAGGUCUACCUAUGAUUUGCUGGAACAAAGUAAACAGACACCAAAAGAGGUCAGCAAAAACACUUCAGUCAACAAGUAUCUCCAAGGCUCUGAGAGCAUUGGUGGAGUUUACCUUGAGCCUACAAAAGAGAAAGUCAGUAUCUACCAGGCAAUGAAAAAGAAAUUCCUUAGACAGAACACAGGUAUCGCCCUUCUUGAAGCUCAAGCUGCCACAGGAUUCAUUGUGGAUCCAUCAAGAAAUGAAUGUCUCACUGUGGAUGAUGCUGUUAAAGCAGGUCUUGUUGGUCCAGAGCUUCAUGAAAAACUUCUCUCUGCUGAAAAAGCUGUCACUGGAUAUAAAGACCCAUUCACAGGCAAUAAGAUCUCACUAUAUCAAGCCAUGGAGAAAGACCUUAUCCCCAAAGAACAUGCCAUGCCACUCUUGGACGCGCAACUGGCAUCUGGUGGAAUUAUUGAUCCAGUGAACAGUCAUCGCAUUCCUUUCGAGACUGCAAUCCAGCGUGGAUAUGUUACCAAACAGUUAGCCAGCAGCAUUGCUGAAAGCAAGUGUUUCUCAGACCCUGCAUCUGAUGAGAACAUAUCAUACAAACAGUUGAAAGACAAGUGCAUGACAGAUCCUGAUACAGGCUUACAUUUACUAAAGCUCUCCAAACCACAGGCCCCAACUGUUGUGGAGAAGACAUACCUUUACAGUGAAGAACAAACCCAGAGUGAUCUAUCCAAUACCCAGAUUGAUCUACCCAUUGAAGGUCAGGGCUCUAUGUCUCUCUGGGAUGUCAUGAAUUCAAAUCUCAUACCCGAAGAUCAGAGGGCUCGGCUUCUAGAAGAAUAUCGCUCUGGCAAUUUAACAAAGGAACGAAUGAUAAUCAUUGUAAUUGAGAUUCUGGAGCAGAGGGAAAUCAUCAGAGGUGGAAACGGCCAGACUGGCAGCUCAAGAAGACGCCAAAUCACUAUUGAAGAUCUCUACAAUGCCCGCAUCAUUGACCUUGAGACGUACAACCAGCUGAAGAAAGAGAACAAGACUAUGCGUGAUGUUAUGGAGAUGCAAAGUGUUAGGCAGUAUUUGUUUGGAACUGGCAGUGUUGCUGGUGUGGUGACUGAUUCAAAUUCCAAGAUGAGCAUUUAUCAAGCAAUGAAGAGAGAAAUCAUUCAGGCAGACAUUGCAAUUGCCCUCUUGGAGGCUCAAGCGGCCACUGGAUUCAUUGUUGAUCCUGUCAGGAAUGAAAUGCUCACUGUAGAUGAAGCGGUGCGCAAAGGCGUGGUGGGCCCAGAACUUCAUGAUAAGCUCCUGUCUGCAGAGAGAGCAGUCACUGGCUAUAAGGAUCCAUACAGUGGAAAGGUCAUCUCCCUCUUCCAAGCUAUGAAAAAGGACCUUGUCCCAGAGGACUAUGCCCUAAGGCUUCUUGAAGCUCAAACAGCAACAGGUGGCAUCAUUGAUCCAGAAUAUAACUUCCACUUGCCAACAGAGAUUGCCACCCAACGUGGCUAUAUUAACAAAGAGACAAAUGAAAAGCUCUCCGAUGAGGUUAAAGGAUUCAUUGACCCAUUAACUAAUGAAAAAGUGUCAUAUUCUCAGCUUCUCAAAAGAUGCAAGGUUGACAAAGAUGGGCAAUAUCUGUUGUCUCUAGGAGACAAAAGACUACUCUUCAAAGGUCUCAGAAAAGAAAUAACAAUAGAAGAGUUAUUACGCUCAAAAAUCAUCGAUGAACAAACAGUCAGCAAACUUAAUGAGGGACUGCUAACAGUGGACGAGGUGAGCAGUAGCUUGCGGAAAUAUCUUGAGGGCUCAAGCUGCAUUGCUGGCGUGUUUGUGGAGUCUACUAAAGACCGUCUAUCUAUCUACCAAGCCAUGAAAAAGAAUAUGAUCAGACCAGGCACUGCUUUCGAGUUGCUGGAAGCUCAAGCUGCCACAGGUUAUAUCAUUGACCCUAUCAAGAACCUCAAAUUAACUGUAAAUGAAGCAGUCAAGAUGGGAAUCGUCGGCCCAGAGUUCAAAGACAAGCUCCUUUCUGCUGAGAGGGCUGUGACUGGCUAUAGAGAUCCUUACACAGGCAAAACGAUUUCACUGUUCCAGGCUAUGAAAAAAGGCCUGAUUUUGAGAGACCAUGGAAUUCGUCUUCUUGAGGCCCAGAUUGCUACUGGAGGAAUCAUUGACCCAGAGCAGAGUCACCGGCUGCCAGUCGAAGUGGCCUACAACCGAGGCUUUUUCGAUGAGGAGAUGAAUGAGAUCCUCAGUGACCCAUCGGAUGACACCAAGGGCUUCUUUGACCCAAACACAGAAGAGAAUCUUACCUACCUGCAACUGAUGGAAAGGUGUAUUAUCGACCCAGACACAGGACUUGUGCUCUUGCUUCUCAGAGAAAAGAAACGCGAGAGAAAGACCUCUUCCAAAUCUUCUGUUCGCAAACGCAGAGUUGUCAUCGUUGAUCCUGACUCUGGCAAAGAGAUGUCUGUGUAUGAAGCCUACCGCAAAGGACUAAUUGACCAUCAGACUUACAUUGAACUUUCAGAGCAAGAGUGUGAAUGGGAAGAAAUCACAAUGACAUCAUCAGAAGGGGUAGAAAAGUCUAUUCUCAUUGACCGAAGAUCAGGUCGACAGUAUGAUGUUGACGAUGCUAUUACAAGAGGCCUUAUUGACCAGAGUUCAAUUGAGCAGUACCGCUCUGGCACCCUUUCUAUCACUGAAUUUGCUGACAUGUUAUCUGGAAACAUCGGUGGCUUCCGCUCCCGAUCCUCUUCCUUUGGCUCCACCUCCUCUUAUCCAAUGAGCCCCGUACCUUCCAUCAAAACUCCUGCAACUGUAUGGAACGAUCCAACUGAGGAGACCGGUCCUGUGGCUGGAAUCCUUGAUACAGAUAGCCUAGAAAAAGUUUCCGUCACUGAAGCCAUGCGGAGGAACUUAGUGGAUUCUAUAACUGGCCAGAGACUGUUGGAGGCGCAGGCUUGCACCGGUGGCAUAAUAGACCCAUCUACUGGAGAGAAGUUCUCAGUUGCCGAAGCAACACAGAAGGGUCUUAUUGAUAAGAUAAUGGUUGACAGACUCAACUUAGCCCAGAAAGCUUUCCAUGGAUUUGAGGAUCCUCGCACUAAAGCCAAAAUGUCUGCUGCUCAGGCUCUCAAGAAAGGCUGGCUUUAUUAUGAGGCAGGGCAGCGUUUCCUGGAGGUGCAGUAUCUCACCGGUGGCCUUAUUGAGCCAGAGACUGAGGGAAGAAUCUCCGUAGAGGAGGCAAUCAGGAAAGGUGCUAUUGAUGGUCGUACAGCGCAAAAGCUCAGAGAUGUGAGCGCUUACACAAAAUAUCUUACGUGUCCAAAAACCAAACUGAAGAUCUCCUACAAAGAUGCCAUGGACAGAAGCAUGGUUGAAGAGGAUUCUGGCCUUAGGCUUCUGGAAGCUUCAUCAGUAUCCAGUAAAGGUCUCUACAGUCCCUACAAUGUCAGUGGUGCUGCAUCUGCUUCUGGUUCUAGGUCUGGAUCCAGGACAGGCUCUAGGUCAGGCUCGAGAAGAGGCAGCUUUGAUGCUACUGGCUCUGGAUUCAGCAUGAACUUCUCAUCGUCAUCAUAUACUUCCUCUAGUUACACCCGCAGAUUUUAAAGCUGGACCUCACGACAAACCUACCACAUGGUCCUGCAGCUUUCAUAUCAGUGCUGACUCUAUACACUACAGUUACAUAAUACACAGAAAUUAAUUAGAGAAAAUCACUUUAUUCUGCUUUGCAUGCGUUUGGUAUAGGAAAGUGCAUUCCAAAAACUACCAGUAUCUCGUUGUCUGGCGACAGUUAAGUUCCCAUUUUAUUUUGGAUGCUUUAGAACUAUUAGCUUUAAUCAUAGCUCAAGCUGUCUAAUUUUAGGUUUAUUUCAGUUCAGACAAAUAUUGCAUAUUUUGAAAGUGAUAUUUUUCUUUUCUUAUUUUAUACUUCAGUACAGCAUCUAAAUUCAGCAAAUGCAGCAAAUACAUUUUUGGAGAUUUUUUUUUUUCUGAUUAGACUGUAUUUAAUAUUACUUAUUUUUGCAUUUCUACAUGUUAUUUUAGGACAUUCUUUUUAUAUUUUGGUCUAUUUCAGGACAAUGUGCCAGAAAAUAUACCAAGUUUGACAAAAAAGACAUUAGAUUAACAAAGAGUGUGGUUAUUUUCACAUAUUUGUAUAGAUUUGAUAAAUAGAUAUAUUAGACGAUGCUAGCCAUCACAUCAAAUAAAAGUUGCAGCUGGUUUCACAGAAUGUAAAAAAACACUACACUUAUACAUAAACACUAAAGGAGCAAGCACUUUGUACAACAAGCCAAUCUUAAUCUCCCCUUAUUAUGAAAGUCCAUUUUUCAUUUACUGGAUCCAGUCCCUCUCCAAAGUCAUUUUCAAAACUCCUGACUACUUUAUAAAGGAGUCCUUAAGGCCCAGAUUACUCUCAGUCCUCCACUGAUGUGAUAUCCAAUGAAGAUUUCAGAUGACUCAGGUCUCUGAUCCAUUCCUCCUCACUCAUAACAUCUGGACAGAUCUGGAUGAAAUGUAGUACAUAGAUCACCAGGUACUAGAUAUGGAGGACUUGAUGAUGCCACACAUUUGGUCUUGGAUCUGGAGAUAAAUGAUGCUCAUCAGCAGCUCACAUCCUUAGACAUACAGAGCCUCACUGAGGGUUUCCUCCUCCCAUUGCAUCCACCAUUUGCAUGAAGACACUAGAGGCUAGGGCUACCUUGAAGUUUGCCUUGGAUAUCAUAUCAAGAACUGACACUUUAGUGGACUGCUCAUGUUUUCAUCAGCUGGGAGCUGGACUUUGGAGUUUACAAAAAAUCAUUCAAAACAACAAAAGAAUUGGAUCCAUUAAAUUGAUCUUAAUGUGGACUUUAUUUGUAGAAUCUCUGAGUUCUACUGCCUACACUGUUUUUAGCCCCAACAUGAGUUUUUAAAUAAAGCACUCAAUGCAUUAGAUACGGUAUGCAAACCCUUGUGUUGCAUUACACAUUUACGCAACACAAAUAAAUACAGAUUACAUCUUUGACUGAAUGUAUUUAGGCUCAUUUAGUGUACGGCAAUUAAAUUUUUUAAUUUUUACAUUUCCUGUGCCAAAAAAAAACAUGUUUUGGUCACUUGUUGCCUCCCAUGUAUUUCUUUGCUUGUUGCUGUUGUUGUUUUUUUUAAUGAAUUGUACUGUUGUGUCUUUUGAAAGUACUUGACUUUUUCUUUCUUUCUUUUUUUUCAGUGUUGUAUAUGUAAAAUAUUUUUUGCAUGUUUUACUAACUUGCUAUAAAGUGUUCUAAAAAGAUGAAGAAUAGAUUUUUGAAUUAAUACCAAUUUAUGGAAGAUUAUAUGAGAUGUAUGAAAUACUAACUGGUGGAUGAACUUUUUCCUUAAGAGAUACUGGUAAUAAAGAAUGAGGUAAUAACACUAUACUCAAGUGUAAAUAAAUAUAUUUUGGAAAGAUCA
Molecule: messenger RNA, 17151 nt
Organism: Labeo rohita (rohu)
Lineage: Eukaryota; Metazoa; Chordata; Actinopteri; Cypriniformes; Cyprinidae
Gene: plecb
Product: plectin b
Exons: 35
Coding region: 316-15327 (5003 amino acids)
Biological process (GO): intermediate filament cytoskeleton organization; hemidesmosome assembly; wound healing
Cellular component (GO): cytoplasm; focal adhesion; intermediate filament
Molecular function (GO): structural constituent of muscle; structural constituent of cytoskeleton; ankyrin binding
Source: RefSeq, a predicted model, not a curated record